UUCAUGAACCCUUGCCGCAUGCUUUACGCUUUAACGUCCAGAAGUUGCGUUUCACGCUCGUUAUUUUUUUUUCUGACACUACCGUAUGUAUAAAUUUGCAGAAGUAUCCCGACGCAUUUAUCUGUGUUUCUAAAGAGUUAGUUUGACCUGCAAAAGUGCACAAGUGAAACUGUUAAGCUAGUACCCAAAGUUCUUUACCUGAACGAAUCCUUUCACUAUCACUAUCAACGGAAUAAAUCUACAAAAUGUCAGUCGUUUUUGAGCGAGGGCUUGUGCCCCGCUCUCCCACUUCUUUUCGUCUUCUGACCUCAAGAGCUCCCGUCGCACUUCUCACAGUGAUGUUCUUUCUCUCUGCGUUUAACACCCUGCUGACCUCCGCCCUGCCCUGCGAAAACGACCACAGCCAAGUGACGCAGUUGAGCGUGAAGGUGAAAGGGUGUACCUGUUGCGACGAGCCGGAGGAGUUUCUGAACAAACACGAGCGCGCGUACUUGCUCUUCUACUCCGGGGCGCACCCAAAUUUGAUGAACGCGAAGAUUUACCAGCAGUACACGGAAUUCGCGAGGCAGUGGCGGUUAUGGAUUGCAAAUAUGUCUGGGUCUGGAAGAUUUCCAGGUUUGUCAUGCAUAUUUCGCAUGGGCUAUGAUGCCUGUAAUGCAUCUCCUAGCAUGACAGAUUUUUUGCGGGUAUCUUGAUGCCUAUCCCGCAUGACAAAUGCCCUCUCCACGGAGCAAAAACUGGACGCCUCUUGCUGCUCAUGCAAUACAGAUUUUUUUUAGAUUCGAAAAAUAGCAUCACAAGUUGCAUUCUUCCAGACCCAGACAUUUUUGCAAUCCAUAGCAGUACACGAAUAUCGCGUUCGGCAUGGUCGACAUUGACAUGGAAAAGGAGUUUUCGGAGAAGUGGCUGGAACCCAACCAGGUGCCCACCAACAUCCUGUUUCAGAACUUUGGCGACCCGGUAGUCAUCGACACGGAAGACUUCAAAAAGGCGCUGUCCCUGUACCAGGGCGCGCCGGAAGGGCACAAGUUUUUGCUCUCGAAGUACUACGGGGCGAACAACAUCCACUUCGCGAAGGUAUUAGAGUCGAAGGAACAGCUGGAAACGAAGUUUUUCGGGAUGAAGAAAAGCGGCACAACCGCGAUGGCCGGGAAGAUCAGGGUACGGUUUUUGAUACUUGAGUCUAUCUAACAAGAUAUCUCGUCCUGUGCGAAAUUCUUUUGAGGCCGUUGUUUUGUAGUUUGUUGUCAUGACAACUACAGGAACACGAUUUUCAUAUCAAAACCACAGGUGAUUGGUCUUUUUCCGGAGCGGAAAAAAGACGACGAUCAGCUGAUCCUUUCGUAUCGGCAAGCGGUUUGGAACGCGAAGGAGAAGCUUGCAAAGGAGAAGAAUCUGAAGAAGAAAAAGCUGCAAGCCAUGUUUUCCAUGACCAGCUCCGUGGAUAUCUCCCGACUCUUUUUUGCACAAAAGGUCAAGCUGAAGGCGAAACAGGCGGACGUGGGCCAGUUGGCCGCCGCUCUGGACCUGGUCAGCGAGUUCAGUUUGGACGAUGAAUCGGGAGUAGAGACGAGUAAAGCUAGUACAACCGGGUCCACCUCGGAUAGCGUGGCAGUUGGAGUAGACAAGAAGUACGAGACUGGCAGGAUUUUCGUGGUCCAAUUCUUGGAAGACCAGGUUGGUGAAAAAGACGUUGCGCCAAAGUGGGAAGUGGUAUAAAAAAAUGGGAAGUGCUCUAACUAUCUUGCGGUCAUUCAGAAAAGCAAUAUUUGGGUCCACAUUUUGUUAGGCGUCGUUCUUCUACUUCCAUAACAUUUCGUUCAAGACAUGUAUCCGAAUUGAAUUUCCGAGGUGGCCGAGAAACGAUUUACCUCGAAGGAGGCUGAGGACAAGGGAAUGGAGAAGUUUUUUGACACGCACUUGCUCACUGCGUUUGCGGGCGGAGAGAGUGGUGCUACCACUGGGAAGGCGAAGAGCACGAAAAAAAAGAAGAAGUCGGAACUGUAAAUUCAGAAAAAUGUAAAUCUCACUCAAAUAGUACCGGUUGUUGUUUGUAUGCAACGAACUCUGUUUUUGCAAGAAUGCACUUUUCGUCAAAAGAUCAAUGCCGAAUACUUCGCUGAGCCUGAAUUCACUCUCGUACGUCAAAAACCGCUCUCAGUCGAAUCUAGCUUUGUAGGUGCACGACAGGCCUGCAAAAUCAUACGAAAUUUGUCAACGCGAACACGAAAACUGGAAGUACCGCUUUACCAGUAGUAAUCGAUGAGGAC
Amoebophrya sp. A120 is the source of this 2270-nucleotide messenger RNA. The record is from the annotation of a GenBank genome assembly. NCBI's taxonomy places the organism in Eukaryota, Dinophyceae, Syndiniales, Amoebophryaceae.